AUGUCCAGCACAGGGCAUUCAGAAGUCGACAUGGAGUCGUCGUCGGCAUUCUCGCCGUCCGAGCCCGCUGUUGACAGUGUUUUCGUUUCGAAACACAAUCAAAGUGCAGAAAUAUACCAAGUCUUCAAAGACGACGUGGACACACUGCUCUCUGGCAGAACUCCGCAACAUGAGCAUUCUGUACUUAUACAGAGAAUACAUCACACUUGCGGAAAUAUGUACGUGGUUUUUGAAGACGAGAAACAACAUCUCAUGAGUGAUGUGCUGUUGACUUGGGCGAUGAAGCAGCAGAAGGUGAGCAUCGGGACAUUGUGGACCCAACAACUCCACUACAAACAACUGGACAUGAUUCAUUUGCAGUUCGAGUACUUUGGAGAGUUGUUGCAGCAAACGCUUUCUGGAUUGACUUAUCUAAGGCAGUAUUUCCCCAAUGCGUCGUUUGACGAGGCAUUCAACAAGUUCUGCAGUAUGGCGCACUACUUUCUCUACUAUUCAGUGAUCGUAAGUCGUCAGCCUCCGUCGGUGAUCGUCAAGUGCGGUGAAGCAGAGAAUCAUCGACGAAGCCGGUUCUGGUUCAACACCGAGAUUAGGGUGCUCGGUGGACAGGCGUUCGGAGUUGAAGCGGUUGGUCAAGGGACUGACGUCAAAUGCUACCUGAUAACGGACGACACAGCCAAGCAGCUCUUGAACAAUGCAUACUUGGAGAUAUUUGAAUCAGAAGAGUUUUGCAUUGAACCGUCGUCAGCCGUCUUCCAAAAGAAGGACACUAGAGGACUAAGGGCGAAAUUCGAUGACAUGCGCGUUGCGAAAAAAACCCAACUACGUCGCGACUCUGUUGCGUCAAAGCGCUACUGUCUCUGUUAUAGCAUUCAUCUAAAAACUAACUGUGGAUUGGAACUGGUUGGAAAAAAAGUGUCCCUUCCAUUUGCAGUGUUGGUUGGUCCGAAAUCCGACGUUGAAGCGAGAUUGUUCCUGGAGAGGUCAUUUGCUGAUUUGGUUCGACAUCCACUUUCCGACAUUCCGACCCAUGUCAGCUGUGCCGAAAUGGCGGAUGCUUUGGAAUUGAAAUUUCAGGCGAUUGUGGAAACACCGCAGAAAAACGCAGAUGUUCCAGCCGUGGUUCAACCACGGAUGUUCACCAUGCAGGUAUUUCUAAAGCCCACUCAGUCCUUUCUGAAGUUUUUCCAGUUACCAGUUGCCGAAGAGUACCAACUUCGAAAGAACUCCACAACAGAAGGAGAAUGGAAAUUGGUGCCGUUCUUCGACUGGUUCUUCAAGUUAGCUGAGAUUGUAAACAAGUAUUUGUACAGCAUGUGGUACGAUGGGCUCGUUUACGGCUUCUGCAGUAAAGAGGAUUCAGAAAAUCUUCUACGUUGUGUACCACGCUCGGUCUUGUUGGUUCGCUUCUCGGAUAUCGAAUAUGCGAAAAUAAAAAUUUCUGUAAAAGAUAAAAAUGGAGAAAUUCGCCAUCACUGGUAUGAACACUGCGAUUUGAACGCUAGAGUUCUCUCAAAAGAACUUCUGGUAAACCAACGAUUCGCUCAAGUGGACUUGAUAUAUCCGGACAUCGAUAUGGAAGUCGCCCUUGGUGGACGGGAGAAACCUCGCAUACGAGUUCCACGAAAUCUUCAACCGGACGAGAUUUAUUUUGAGAACCAAGGCGCUGCAACGUCUGCGUUCUAG
Molecule: messenger RNA, 1683 nt
Organism: Angiostrongylus costaricensis
Lineage: Eukaryota; Metazoa; Nematoda; Chromadorea; Rhabditida; Metastrongylidae
Source: the annotation of a GenBank genome assembly